AUGACCGACUCGACAAUUGUUCUCAUUACCGGUGGUAAUACCGGCAUCGGUUAUGAGAGCAUCAAGGCUCUAUAUACUUCGCCACAACCGCACACCAUCCUGAUGGGCAGUCGAUCUCUCGAAAAGGCGAAGGGCUCAAUCGCCAGCCUCAAGGGCGAAAUUUCAGAGUCCAUGUCAGAUAUCGUACCAAUCCAAAUCGAUAUUGAAGACGAUGUGUCAAUCGAGAAGGCAUUCAAAGAAGUCGAGAGCAAGUAUGGACGAAUCGAUACUCUGGUCAACAAUGUGGUUCAUUUGACGGCAUCAUGCGCGACGAUCCUAGCCCCAAGGGCAUCCGUGCAGCUUGGGACAAGGCUUACUCUCUCAAUACAACCUCUACCCAAACUUCUCUUUGUAACCUCCGGUCUGUCCUCCUUGGAGAAUUGCUCUGGCGGUUUCGACUCCAAGCUCCUGACCGCGCCGCCACCAAAAGGCUGGCCCAAGCCACCGUCUAUGGCCCAAACCGCCUAUCGUUCCAGCAAGACUGCCAUGAACAUGAUGAUGCUACACUGGGCAAAGACUCUUGGUGUGGAUGGCGUCAAGGUAUUCGGGAUCAGCCCCGGAUUCUUGGCAACGGGACUGGGAGGUACCGGGCCGGAGAUGAUGAAAAAGUGGGGUGCAGGCGAUGCUAGUAUUGGAGGUAUCUUUAUCAAGGAUGUCAUCGAAGGAAAGAGAGACGAGGAUAGCGGGAAGGUCAUCAACAAAGAUGGCGUACAGGCUUGGUAG
Molecule: messenger RNA, 762 nt
Organism: Alternaria atra
Lineage: Eukaryota; Fungi; Ascomycota; Dothideomycetes; Pleosporales; Pleosporaceae
Exons: 3
Coding region: 1-762 (253 amino acids)
Source: RefSeq, a predicted model, not a curated record